Messenger RNA from Anopheles coustani, 1326 nucleotides. RefSeq lists its product as uncharacterized. The record is from RefSeq and is a predicted model, not a curated record. The transcript has 5 exons. NCBI's taxonomy places the organism in Eukaryota, Metazoa, Arthropoda, Insecta, Diptera, Culicidae. The coding region runs from base 1 to 1326 and encodes 441 amino acids.
AUGGUGAAACCGGCAGCAAGAAUAGUGUUAAAGUUUGUAGAAUUACUAGGUUGUGUGGCGUGCGUUAUUACGAAGAUUAUCACCGACCAUGAGUCACGGCGUGUGUUUGUGCGAAACCAGAAGCUGUCACGCGAAUGGAGCCUGAUACACAACAUAACCUGGAGCAGCGGAGGGAAUGCAUUUACGAACAUCGUCUACGGUGGAUACACGAUAGUCAUCGCACUAAUGUUAAUUACAAGAUGCGUCGACGCCAAGUCACGUCCCAAUCUGUUCGAGAAGAUUGUACUGUCGCUGGGCACGCUGCUGUUUUUCGCUGCAGGUGGUCUGGUGUUUGCCUCCAUCGAUCAGGUCCAUCCGGAUCUGCACGACAAUGCCAUCAUCCUGGGCUGCCUGUCGUUCGCCGUGGCGAUCCUGUUCGUUAUCGAUCUGGCCGAUCCGCUGGCGCGCAUGACGGCGCACAUGACGCAAACGGACACGUCCAGCCUGGCAGCUGGCCGUGGCACGGAUGCCACCGAUAGGCCGAUACUGAAGAAGGACGUCGCAACGGACACUACCAUCGCCACCACCGAACCGACGGUGCUUGUCGUCUCGAAACCGGAAAGUCAAAACCAUGGGGCACCUCGUAGCCAACACCUGCAUGACUAUCGCGAGGAACCGUUUCUAAACCGCAGCAAUGAUUCCAUCGUGGAGCGGAAGGUGUACCCUUCGGCUCAGGUGCCAGUGUUUGCGCACGUCCGAGCUCCGGAGGAAAGCCGACGGAUCGCGGGGAAGGAGAUUCAGUAUCUACCGAGGCACGACUAUCGCGAUCGGCGGAACUACCGAGAUGCAGGACCAGCGUACCCGACGAACCGUUCGUCCACACAUGUUCCACCACCGACGCACCAUCAUCAGCAGCCACAGCAUCAACAUCACCAACCGCAACAUCGUGGCUCGCCAGGGUACCACGAUAACGACUCCUUCGUCGACGACAUUCUUCCCUCGCGAAGGAGCACCUACGUACCGGCGGAUAAGUUCGAUCAGGAGGCCAUGCAGAUGAGUGCCAAUGGCGUCGGUCACCAUCGCUCCCGUCCGGCACCGCCGGCGAAGCCUCUGAACAUCAUCCGGACGAACUUUUCCUCCAACCAGAGCUCACCGACGGAAUCGCAGCACAGUGGGGGCGAUUGUCGGUGUUCGCAGCGUAGUACCAGCACCAGAAAGAUGGAGGAUGCGCGAGACGAGUUCGACUCACCGAUCCGGCCUGGGUUCGUUGCUAGCGCCGCAAAGAAGUGGGACGAUCGGGCACGCAGCAAAAGUCAACCCAUCGUCGGUCUCAACACGAUGGUUUGA